This is a messenger RNA of Trichomonas vaginalis G3, 408 nucleotides long. RefSeq lists its product as uncharacterized. The record is from RefSeq and is a predicted model, not a curated record. Lineage: Eukaryota; Parabasalia; Trichomonadida; Trichomonadidae. The transcript has a single exon. The coding region runs from base 1 to 408 and encodes 135 amino acids.
AUGAAUUCAUGCACAAAGGAAUUUUAUGAUAACCUUUUAACAUAUUUUAUCAAUUACGACCUUUCAUCAUUUAAUGUACGAAUCAUACCGAUGACUGAAGCCAAACAAGAUUUAAUUGAAUUAUCAACAAAUCCUUUAGAUGUAUGGAUAAAUACACAUUAUGAUGAAUUGUGUGCAGGUAUGACGUGUAAAAAUGCUCUAUUCUGCAAACCAUCAGACAUGAAAGACAAGAAUUUCCAAAUGAGCAUUAAGGAUAAAUGUGAUAAGAAACAGAGAAGAAUAGAUGGUAAACAAACAUGGUGUUAUGUUUUGAAAGAAGAAAUGAAAGGAUUAUAUAAACAAAUUGAACCAAACGAUAAUGAGGAUUCAUUUACUGACGAUGAAAUACCUGUAAAUGAAGCUUUAUAA